Molecule: messenger RNA, 1740 nt
Organism: Vombatus ursinus (common wombat)
Lineage: Eukaryota; Metazoa; Chordata; Mammalia; Diprotodontia; Vombatidae
Gene: BBC3
Product: BCL2 binding component 3
Exons: 4
Coding region: 140-760 (206 amino acids)
Biological process (GO): execution phase of apoptosis; positive regulation of apoptotic process; release of cytochrome c from mitochondria
Cellular component (GO): mitochondrion
Source: RefSeq, a predicted model, not a curated record
GGUAUCAUUCUCUGCCUCUGCAUUGGUGAGUGUGUGCAGCUAGUCUGUCUCUGUGAUUGCUUGUGCAGUUUCGUGAGUGUUGCCGCUGUCACCGAGCUUGCUGUGAGUGUGUGGUGGCCGCUGGGCUCCCCGGUGUGGCAUGGCCAGAGCACAGCAGGACGGCAGCUCCCGAGAACCAGUAGAGGGUCUGCCCCGGGAGGGCCCCAGAACCUUUCCCCUGGGGCGGCUCAUGCCCUCUGCAGUCUCCUGCAGCCUCUGCGAGGCUGGCCUGAACCCUUCUGGUGACUCCAUGUGUCCAGCCCCUGGCCCCGCGCUGGCACCCCCUUCCCUCCUGCCCCUCGCCUACUUCUGCACUCGACAGCCCCGUUCCUAUGGGGGCCCCCGCUGGGCCCGGGUGGCCAGGAGCCCAGCCCCCAGCAGCCAGGGCCAGAGUGGCUCCCAGCCCUCGUUGGGUGAAAGGUCUGCAGAGGACCAGGAGGAGGGAGGACAGGAGGUAGAACCCCAGGGAGCAUCCCCGAUGUCUGGUGGCCCCCCAGGGGUGUUAGGCCCAGACCACGGGGGCCAAGCAGAGCAGCAAGACCGGGAGAUUGGGGCCCAGCUCCGAAGGAUGGCCGAUGACCUCAAUGCUCUGUAUGAGCAGCGGAGACGAGAGGAGGAGCAAAGACGGCAUCUCUCCCCCUGGAGGCUGCUCUACAAUCUCGUCUCAGGACUCCUGGCCCCACACCGAGGGAACCGGAUCCCCGAGAUCGAACCCAACUAGCCUCCAGUGCCCACCUUGCAGGACACCAUGUGUUGGGGGGGUGCAGCUGGAGGAGCUCUGGAGGGCAGGACCUUCCAACCCCCCCCCCCUUCCUGUGGACUCUUGGCAAAAUGUAGCAUAUCAGAGAUGGGCACAUAUGCCCCCUUUGGGGGGGGGCCAGGGUCGGGGCGAAUGACUCUGGGUCCAGCACUGGAAAAAGCCCCUGCCUGGAUUGCUUGGGAGGACAGUUGUGGGGGGGCGGGGAGCAGUUCUGACUCACUGGAGGCCCCAGGAGGAGGGGGCCUGGUGGGAGGAAAGGGGGAGCCUCCAGAGGGGGCACCCAGGGAGUCCGGGGGGAUGGUAAGUGAUGGAGCUGCCCCCUCUGCCCCCUGCCAUCUCAGGAAGGGCCAGGGCUCGGGGCCUCCUUGUCCCUGGCUUAUCCUCGUCCUGCCCAAGGUGGCUGGCCUUCUCUCCAGGCUUUGCUCUCUGCCUUGUUGGAACGAGCCAAAAACUAACCACUAGCUUCCCAGAGGGAAAGAGGCGCUAAGCUGUACCACGUGGAGCCAGUCUGUCUUUCCUGAGCCGGCAGGUAACCCUGCCUCAGUUUUCAUUACCUUGGGGAGGGGUGAGAAGGAAACAGAAGGGGGGAUGGCCCUCUCUCUAGCACCUCCCAAGUCAACCCCACUGCGGAACUGAAAAAGUGUGGGGUUCACCUUCCUCCCCUGUGCCCCAGGAGGCUGAGGGAGGAAGCCUCUGGGCAAGAAGGCGUGGGCUGACAUUCCCCCUCGGGGCAGGACGGGGACCCUCCGAGCAAGGAGGCUUUGGGGGAGGGGGCAGGGGAAGGGAGGGAGGGAGGAGGGGCCUAGCUUGUAAAUAGACUGUACAUGAUGCUGUGUGCUGUAGAUACUGGAAUGAAUUUUCUGUACAUGUUUGGUUAAUUUUUUGUACAUGAUUUUUGUAUGUUUCCUUUUCAAUAAAAUCAGAUUGGAGCAGGAACAGUU